AUGACUCAGAAUCUGGCAGCUUGUGUAGAUUGUAUCAUGCUGUACGGCCUCGCCAGGAUGCUCCGGCGCAGUGUCACCGUUUGCCGCCAUGCCACUGGGGUGCAGACUGAGCAACACUUCUCUGUCGCCCACCGCUGUCUGAGCAGCCAACCCAGAGACUACGCUCUGCCCAACUCCACCUGGAGUCACCACACAAAGGAACUCUACGACAAGUUUAUGACGCUCAGCAAAGACGGGAGCUGGAAGCCCCUCCCCUCAUACGACACGACCAUUCAUCACAGAGAUGGUAUGUGGCCGGAGACAGACAGGAAAAGUCGCCUCUUCACAAGGAACAUUGACAAAGAUGGAGUCGGCUUUGAGUACUGUAUGUUCUAUAAUAAGGCGGAGAAGAGGAUCGUCUGCAUAUUCCAGCCUGGGCCCUAUCUGGAGGGCCCCCCAGGCUACACACACGGCGGAUGCAUCGCCACCAUCAUAGACAUCACAGCAGGGACCGGAGCCGUAUAUAGCUGUGGAUCGGUUCUGACAGCCAACCUGAACGUCAACUAUCGGAAUCCAAUUCCAUUGGGAUCUACGGUCAUUAUAGACAGCCGAGUGGAGAAGGAAGAGGGCCGGAAAGUCUACUUAAGCUGCCAAAUUCGCAGUCAUGAUGAUGCUGUGCUGCACAAUGAGGCCACAGGUUUGUUCAUUAGGAUAAACUCGGGAGAACCUCAAGUAGACAGCCUGAAAAUCUACACAAGCUUCCAGAUUCGCAGUCAUGAUGAUGAUGAUGAUGCUGUGCUGCACACCGAGGCCACAGGCAUCAUGCUGCACGAUGUCGCCAGGAAGCUCCGGGGCACCAGCGCUGUUUUCCACCACACCGCCGGGGAGCAUACCGAGCACCACUUCUCUGUCACCCACCGCUGUCUGAGCCAACCCAGCCAACCCAGAGACUACGCUCUGCCCAACUCCAACUGGAGUCACCACACAAAGGAACUCUACGACAAGUUUAUGACGCUCAGCAAAGAUGGGAGCUGGACGUCACUUCCCUCAUACAACAAGCCCGUUCAUCUCAGAGAUGAUAUGUGGCCGGAGGCAGAAAGGAAAACUCGCUUCUUCCUCAGGAACACUGACGAGGAUGGAGUCGGCUUUGAGUACUGUAUGUUCUAUAAUGAGGCUGAGAAGAGGACAGUCUGCAUAUUCCAACCUGGGCCCUAUCUGGAGGGCCCCGAAGGCCGCACACAUGGCGGAUGCAUAGCCACCAUCAUAGAUGCCACAAUGGGGACCGGAACGGCGUUGAGCUGCGGACGGGCUAUGACGGCCAACCUGAACAUCAACUAUCGGAAUCCAAUCCCAUUGGGAUCUACAGUCAUUGUAGACAGCCGGGUGGAGAAGGUAGAGGGCCGGAAAAUCUACUUAAGUUGCCAAAUUCGCAGUCGUGAUGAUGCUGUGCUGCACACUGAGGCCACAGGUUUGUUCAUUAGAGUAGCCUUGGGAGAAUCUGAAGCCAAACUAUAAACUCUUUUACAUACGGACACCUGGAA
This is a messenger RNA of Nanorana parkeri, 1520 nucleotides long. RefSeq names its product thioesterase superfamily member 4 (gene THEM4). The record is from RefSeq and is a predicted model, not a curated record. The transcript is spliced from 14 exons. Bases 1 to 1494 code for a protein of 497 amino acids. NCBI's taxonomy places the organism in Eukaryota, Metazoa, Chordata, Amphibia, Anura, Dicroglossidae.